ACUGUUCGUACUGCCCCCCAAAAGGAGUUCCUUUUUCCUUUUCGAUCGCGUUUUUGGAGAGAUUUUAGGGUUCUCCGGAGCCCUAAUCUCGCUGUGAUUCUUUCCACUGCUGGUGGGAGAUCAGUGUCGCCUUUCUCGGCGAACUUUCUGGGGCUUUGUUUUGGCAAGAUUUCUCUCUGUGUCGUUGCUGCUGGAGUUGGAUUUAAGCUCGUUGGUUCCUCGACCAUCAUGCAUUGCGAAAAGGUCGAAUAUUUCAGCUAGUUAGAGGGUCUUUGAGCUCCGGUGCUGCGAAAGAAAGACAAUUUAGGAUUAUAUGGUGGUCUCCAAUAUUUCUUGGUGUUCUUGGGGCAAGGAAAGCGGAGGCAUUGUUGAAGUUUGAAGCAAUCUUGGCUACAUCAUGGUCUCAGUUCGGCAUGAUUCAGGUGCUUUGGACAAAAAAAAUUGGAUUUUGAGCUUAGAUGCUGCUGUUUAUUUAUGAGUUCAAGCCUAUUUUUUUCCGAGAGUUGGAAGCUUUCUUGAUGGGAAGUCAUAUGCGUUCGUUGAUUAACUGUCAUUUGAUGUUGUUCUGAGCACUCGUUACAAUUAUUCCUCUGCGCAUGUAUUCCCAAAAUUGAUAGAGGAUUUGCAUCAUCCAGAUCCCUUUCAUAGUGGUAAGGAAGAUAUUAUCAUUUGAAUAUGCUGUCUGAGAAGCUUUUAGGAUCCACAGAGUUGAUUCGCCACUUGAUCAUUCUCCUUGCACUCCUUGGGGUGUUGUUUGCGUGCCAGUAUAAGGCCCAGCCACCGAUUUCUUUUGCAAGCACUGCAAGAUCAUUAGACGCUCUCCUUCAGGAUUAUGCUUACCGUGCUAUUGUUCAUCCCCGCACCGGGAUUUCCUAUAAUGGUACUGUCCCUUCCAACCUCACUGGCAUCAAGAUUGCAGCAAUAAGGCUCAGAAGUGGGAGUCUGAGAAAGAGGGGAGUUCAUAGCUUUAAGGAAUUCAGCAUUCCAGUUGGUGUAGUUGUGCAACCUUAUGUCCGAAGACUGGUCUUGGUUUAUCAGAGUCUUGGCAACUGGUCUUCUGUCUACUACCCUCUUCCUGGCUAUAGUUACCUGACUCCAGUUCUUGGUCUCCUUGCUUAUGAUGCGGCAAAUUUGUCUGCCACAAACUUGCCUGAGUUAAAUAUUGUGGUUUUGGAAUCACCCAUAUCCAUCAACUUCACAAAUGUCACUCCUGUGCCGAGUGGUACAAUUGCCAGAUGUGUGUGGUUUGGUUUAGAUGGCUCGCCAUAUUUCAGAGACUUGGUAUCAAGCAAUGUUUGUUCAACAUACCGACAGGGCCAUUUCUCCAUCGUUGUCAACUCCAGUGAGAUUGCUCCUUCCCCAGCACCAAGUUUAACACCAAGGCCACGGCCAAGCCCUGGUGGCUUUAAGAGUAGUAACAAGUCGAAGGUGUGGAAGAUUGUUGUUGGUGCGGUUGGUGGAUUUGUUGCUUUGGUUUUCUUGGCUCUACUUGUUUACUUCAUGCAACGUUAUAAGCAGAAUAAGAAGGUGGAACAGAUGGAGCAGCAUGCAAAUGCAGGAGUAUCACUACAAACAGCAAGUGUUGGAGAUGCGCGAGUGCCGGUGGCUUCAGUGACAAGGACACAGCCGGUCCUGGAGAAUGAACUUGUUGCUUGAGUGUUACUGUUGGAUCAGCAAAGGAGUCCAUUGAAGGAUGAUUAGCCAGGAAUGAGCUGAGGACCGUCUUUCAGGUGUUUCAUAUAUGUGGAACAGAUGACAGCCAUUGCUAUGUUCCUUGUGCCUUUGUUGGUUGCAAUGAGAUUUCCAUGGUACCAGUUUCGUUGUGCGCUCAGACCCUCGAUGCUAAUUUGAGGUAGAAAUUCUUUGCAGGGAGGUUGUUCACUGUUUUACCAUAUUCUUAUUAUUUGAAAUGCCUGUUGUCAUGUAAAAAGGCCACGAAGGAGAUGGCAUUUCUUGCUAGACGGAACUGUUUCAAUUAUUUAUUUGUUGUCUGCUGUGCUUAAGAGGAUCGCGCUAAUAAAGCUGAGAUAUCGUUCAUUUCA
Messenger RNA from Musa acuminata subsp. malaccensis (wild Malaysian banana), 2042 nucleotides. RefSeq lists its product as uncharacterized. NCBI's taxonomy places the organism in Eukaryota, Viridiplantae, Streptophyta, Magnoliopsida, Zingiberales, Musaceae. The record is from RefSeq and is a predicted model, not a curated record. Gene Ontology annotation, cellular component: membrane.